Molecule: messenger RNA, 903 nt
Organism: Hyaena hyaena (striped hyena)
Lineage: Eukaryota; Metazoa; Chordata; Mammalia; Carnivora; Hyaenidae
Gene: TNFRSF17
Product: TNF receptor superfamily member 17
Exons: 4
Coding region: 58-594 (178 amino acids)
Biological process (GO): tumor necrosis factor-mediated signaling pathway
Molecular function (GO): signaling receptor activity
Source: RefSeq, a predicted model, not a curated record
CUUUUGGGUCACUGGCUUGACAGCUGCAGAUCUUAGGACUUCUCAGCCUUGAUAAUUAUGCAGAUGGCUCAACAGUGCUUCCAAAAUGAAUAUUUUGACAGAUUGCUUAACUCUUGCAAGCCAUGUCACCUUCGAUGUUCUAAUACCCCUCCCGCAGUAUGUCAGCGAUAUUGUAAUGCAAUGAAAGGAACAAAUACAAUCCUCUGGACCUGUUUGGGCCUGAGCUUGAUAGUUUCUUUGACGGUUUUCGUGUUGAUGUUCUUGCUAAGGAAGAUGAGCUCUGAACCAUCAAAGGACGCAUUUAAAAACGCAGGAUCGGCUCUCCAGAACGAGGCAGAGGCUGACCAGCAUGAGAGCUAUGAAAGCAGGACUGGCGCGGAAGUACUUCUCUCGAGGGGCCUGGAGUAUACGGUCGAAGAAUGCACCUGUGAAGACUGUGUCAAGAGCAAAUCGAAGGUCGAUUCUGACCAUUUCUUUCCACUGCCUGCCAUGGAGGAAGGUGCAACCAUUCUAGUCACCACAAAAACAAAUGACUACUGCAAUAGCCUGCUAGCUAGUGUCAUGGAGAUGGAAAAACCCAUUUCUACCAGAUAACUGGCCAUUUCGGCAGGUAUUGAGCUGCUUUGAGAAUCUUCUGUCAGGUGGUGUGUCAGAUCUCUUUAGGAUGAUUGUACGUAUCCGUUGCCGAUACAGCUUUUUUGGUCUUGUCAUUCUAGAAAAUCUUUAUGUUAGAUAUCCUUCCCUACCUCAUUGUUGGGAGCUUAGCUGUGUAAAUUUCCUUGGUUUCAUGAUUAAAUUCUUGACUCACUGAAAAAAAGCACUGUGGUGCAUAGAUCCCAUAGUCACGCAUUUCUCUGGCUAGCCACCUUCUCUCCAAGAGAUGUGUAUGUAUAUUUCAGGCCA